This is a messenger RNA of Plasmodium vivax (malaria parasite P. vivax), 2660 nucleotides long. RefSeq lists its product as hypothetical. Bases 561 to 2660 code for a protein of 699 amino acids. The record is from RefSeq and is a predicted model, not a curated record. The transcript has a single exon. Lineage: Eukaryota; Apicomplexa; Aconoidasida; Haemosporida; Plasmodiidae.
ACACAUAAUAUGUAAACAAUGUACACUCACCCGAUUACAAUUUUUCGAUUUAUUUAAGCUUCGUAAAUCCCCUCUUCUGCAACCAUGGAAAGAAUCACUAAUUAAAGAAUGAGGAAAAAAUAAAACAAUUUUUUCCGUUCAGCAUUACGCGCUAAAAUGUAACCAUUAUGUUUUUUUUUAAAAAAAAAGAAAACUUUUUUUUUUUUGUCAUUAUAAGUGAAAAGGAAAUUUUUCCCUGCCCACACAUUCUGCACUAAUAGCACCACAAAUUAACAACGUUCACGCAGCGGAAAAAAUUUAACAAAAUUAAACGAAACCCUUUGCGAACAUUCGUGCUGUCUAAAUAAGCAAAAGAGUAGAUAUCGAAAAAGGGGGGGAAUUUUUUGCGACAUCGGGUAAGUUACCUUUUACCGGCAAGUAGGUGCGGAAGUGUUCGCCGCGCUGUAGAGGAAAGAAAGGGGCCCAAAAGGGCAGCAACUGUAAGAGGAGCGUCCUGUAGCGCACGGACUAACUCACUGAGUGGCUCACCGCAUAGCCCACUCCGUAGCAGCUCUCUCAAAAUGCCAAAUGUGAACGGCAAUAAGCCCGGCGCUGCCCCCGAGUGGGCGCUCGCCCUCCCCCAUGGCGCCAACAACAAUGUAGGGCAAUACGCACAAAGUGGGGACAGCACAAAAGACCCCCUGCAAUGUGCCAGUAAUAGCCAAAGAGGAAAUUUUCACAACAAGGAUGCACAAAACAGUUGUAGCGAAAGCACUAGAAGCAGCAACCCUAACAAUGAAGUGUCUUCCCCCGAUUUGUCCUCGUCAAAUAAUGCGGCAAACGCUGCUCUUCCGAAAAAUCACACCAAUGAUGACACGUACGAAGUGUACCAGUUAAACGUAAAAAGUAGUAGCAAUGACUCGUCACCGCAAAAGUCAAAGUUGAGUGUAGCUAGCUACGCACAACCGUAUGAAGAAUCUUACGAAGAAAGAACAAAAUUUAACAAAAAAAAAAGCAGCUUUUAUGAUAAUAAUGGGGUGCCCGAUAGUUAUCCCUUUCUCCAUAGCUAUAAUGCUAGUCAUGCGGGUAAUGCGAAUAGGAAGUGUGACAACGGGGCACAUCAACAGAACAACGCCAGUGGGGGAAGCACCCCCCAGAAGAAUAGUACACAACAUGCUAGCAUGGGCGAUCAGCGCGGUGCAAGGGAGCCAAAUGAGAAUGAAGGGGAGUCAGUGUGGGGGCCGGAUAAUUUGGAAAACUUCCGCCUGGGCAAGAAGGGGACCUCGCAGUGGGGGUCGCCCACAGGCGGGCCCGAAAAGGAGGAGCAGCCAAGCGGGGUAAUCGGGGCAAGCGGCGAGGUAAAUAGUGAUGCAAGAGACGAUCCACCAAACAGCCUGCCAGUCGAACGGGGCAGUGCCGGUUCUGCCUCCCCAGGACCAGCCGAGGGCUCCCCCAAGGGACAUACCCAAAAGGAUGGCGACGGGAACAAGCUGAGCGUGCACAGCUACGAUGUAGACAAUCUGUAUGAAAACUUUUGCACCAACCGAGAGAGAGCAAUGAGUCACACAAAGAUAUUUAAUUAUUCCGGAAGUGAAGAGAGGAAAAUUACCAAGCCGAAAGAUAAGGCGAAUACGUUUGUCCCAAAGUACAACAAUUUGUCCGCCAAAGAAAUCCAUUUUAACAGCCUCGCAGGGAAUGAUAACAUAACCAUUUUAGCUGCGAACAAAAUGAAAUUAGAUCUUACCAAGGUGUCCGAAAAAAAAGGAGAUGCCUUACCAGAUGUAUAUCCAUUUCAUCUUUCCAGUGAUACAAAAAAUGAAGAGGAAAAAAAGAGAGUACAUAAACCCCCUUGCCUGGAAAAACUAUACCCUACAAAUUUUAACUAUAUAAAUACGUAUAGCAACACUAAUGCUGAUAUUACCCUGGAGGAAAGGAGAAACUAUAUGAACUCGAGUCAUAUAUUUGAUUGUGAUGAUGAUAAAAUGGAACAACCAUAUGAAAAGGGGAGUAAACACACAACGGGAGUGGAAGUCGUCACGCAUCGCAUCAGCAAAGAUGUAACCAAUGUGGAUAGCGAGAAGGAGGAAAAAAGGAAAGUAAACCCCCUGUAUAGCGAUUUAUUUGGAAGGAAAACACCAGAUAUUAACCACAACGCUCCAUGUGAAAAAAUCAUGCCAACCACUUUGAACUGCAAUUGGAUGUAUUGCCCCAUCCAUAGUAGGAAGUACUCGGAACAGUCCAUUAAUUCCUCCGAUUAUUUACACUCUUGUGAAAUGGGAAACUUUAACAGAAAGUCCUAUUUUAAUAAAGAAGUAUACGAUGAUAAAAAAAAAAAAAUUCUUCAAGAAGCAAUACAAAAGGGGACCAGGGCUUCGCUCAGAGUACACUUGCAAUCCAUUUUACAGGAUGGUGUUAACUACAAUUUGGAAGAAUGCAAUCAUGUGGAAGCAACUUACCUAUUUCUCCAUAACAUAAAAGAUUCCGUCUCAGAUGAGGAGAUAAAAGAUGCUGUGAGGAAGAGCGGCGCGUUCGUAGUUACCUAUGAACCGGAGUAUGAUUUCCUAUGUAAUAGACGCAAAAGUAAUGCGAAGUUGUGCAUUCGGCAUGCUAACGGGAAAGAGGGCUUAAAUUUGUUAACGAGUUUGCUCGCUCAGCUGGAAAUUACCGUUCAGCGUAUGUGA